Molecule: messenger RNA, 3278 nt
Organism: Impatiens glandulifera
Lineage: Eukaryota; Viridiplantae; Streptophyta; Magnoliopsida; Ericales; Balsaminaceae
Product: pre-mRNA-processing factor 39-2
Exons: 12
Coding region: 68-3115 (1015 amino acids)
Biological process (GO): RNA processing; mRNA 5'-splice site recognition
Cellular component (GO): U1 snRNP; U2-type prespliceosome; commitment complex
Molecular function (GO): protein binding
Source: RefSeq, a predicted model, not a curated record
AAAAAAAAUACCGUUUUUCAGCCCCUUUGUCUCUCUCAAUCUCUUGGUGGAUUGAUUUCCUCAAGUUAUGGAGAUAGAUUCUUACGAUACUAGUGAAGAUAAUCCAGUUCUAGUACUACCUCAAGUUGGUUCUGAUGAAGAACUCUUUGAGGCGCUUCGUAGAGGUUCAUUUGAUUUUGAUUCGUGGAUAACAGUUAUUUCAGAGAUUGAAGAAUCAUUUUCAGAUAAUGUUGAAAUGAUUUCUGUAGCAUAUGAAUCAUUUUUGUCAGAUUUUCCUUUGUGUUAUGGAUACUGGAGAAAGUAUGCUGCACAUGUUGCUCGUUUAUGCACUGUUGAAAAGGUUAUUGAAAUCUUCGAGCGGGCUGUGCAAUCUACUACUUACUCUGUUGGCAUUUGGAUUGAAUACUGCAGCUUUAGUAUAUCUGCUUUUCAGGAUCCAUGUGAUGUUCGUAGAUUAUUUAGGAGAGCGUUGUCUUUUGUUGGGAAGGACUUCUCAUGUCAUCCUCUCUGGGAUAAGUUCAUCAAGUUCGAGCUUUCUCUGGAGCAGUGGAGCUCACUUGCUCAUAUCUAUAUUGAGAUUUUAAAGUUCCCAACCAGAAAAUUGCAUCGCUAUUAUGAUAGUUUUAGAAAGUUCGCUGCCAUGCUUGAAGAAGAGAUGCAAAACAAAAAUCACUGCAUAGUUGAAUCACAAGCAGAAUCUGUCACUGAUAGUGAUAUCACCACUCUAAAAGAAGAAAUAUCCUCUGUCAUUGCAGAUCUUCUGAAUCCUUCUGUUAUCUCAUCUUGGUAUAAGACCUUACAGAAAUAUAUUUCCAUAGGAGAUCAGUUCUAUCAAGAGGCAUGCGAAUUGGAAAAGAAAAUAUUAUGUUUUGAAUCUUGCAUAAGGAGGUCUUUUUUCCAUGUUUUGCCACUGGAGGACAGUCAACUUAGGAAUUGGCAUCGUUAUCUGGAUUUCAUUGAGACGCAAGAGGAUUUUGAUUGGGCUGUGAGAAUUUACGAGAGAUGUUUAAUUCCCUGCGCCAAUUAUUCAGAGUUCUGGAUGCGUUAUGUUCAAUUUGUGGAAACUAAGGGAGGGCGAGAGAUUGCCAAAUCUGCACUUGAUCGAGCGACAAAUACAUUUUUAAAGAAUUCUACAGAAAUGCACUUCUUCUCUGCCCAUUACAAGGAGCAAAUUGGAGAUAUUUGUGGAGCACAUAAUUCAUAUUUGCAGAGUAAUGAUGAAUUUGGUUCAUACUUCAUUGACCGAGUUGUCAAAGAAGCUAAUAUGGAAAAACGACUGGGAAAUUUUGCAGCCGCUUCCACUGUAUAUGAGAAGGCACUCAAAAUGGCAGCAGAAAGUCAGUUGAUGACUAAAGUUCCACUCCUCUAUAUUCAUUUUUCACGUCUUAAACACGUGAUCACAGGCAGUGCAGAUGCCGCACUAGAUGUAUUAUUACAAGGCAUACAUCAAGUACCUCACUGCAAAUUGCUUUUAGAGGGGCUGAUAAGCUUUUCAAUGACAAAUGGAGGUCAAGGACAUCUAAAUGUUGUGGGUAGUGUUAUUUCUAAUGCUAUCACUCCUAGGCCAAAAUCUCCUGAUGGUUUGAGUGAUAAAGACCGUGAGGAUAUUUCUGCAUUAUAUUUACAGCUUGUCGACCAACAUGGAACCAUUCUUGAUAUAAGGCAGGCAUGUAAUCGUCAUGUAAAAUUGUUUCCCCAUUCUUUAAGGACAAUUUCCCAGGACAAGCUCCAUACUUCGUGUACUCAAUUGCUGGAUAUGCUUGCUGAAGGACGACAAAGAAAUUCUAACCAAACUACCCAGCUUGAGUUACCCAAUCAAAAUCUACCAUUGCCAUCAGAGAACCAUAUUGACAAGGAACCGCAAAAUCAGUUUCAGGAAGAAAAUGAUGGGAAAAAGGCUGAUUUAGGAUUAGAUUUCUCCCCCAAAGUGACAGAAACCCUAAUGGAAGACAUUCCACCUUUAUCAAUUGAUCCAACUCAUUUGGUGCACGAGGAGUCUGUUCCUGAUCCGGUAAAUCAAUCUAGUGAAUCUGAAGAACAUCUUAAGCAGCCUACUGGUGAAGAUAAUAAGGAAACGGGGUCAACUAGUUUACUUUGUCUAAAGAAUCUUUCUCUUGAUUGUCCAUCAGUUUCUCAGGAGAUAGGAAAUCCUGAUCAUUUAUCCACGUCACAUCAUCAGGAAUCAUUAACCUUCACUUCCGAACAAGAAAUCCGUGAGAAAGAUAAUGAAAACAAUAAUAUAGAUACAAGCAUAACCAAUGAUUCUGUACUCAUUAGAAAGGAAUUAGAAGAAAAUGAGUUGAAAAACACUUCCCCUUCAACAGAACAUAGCCAAAUUUACCCUUCUAUCAACAGCCAAUCCACAAAAUCUGGGCAGAUUCAGCAAGUUGAAAAUCAAAGCCAGACAGUUUCUGCAAGGAAUGACCAGCCAACCACUGAUUCCCAGAACACAAUGCAAAGUAAUGUGCCGUCUGGACAAUCAGGACCGUACGAUCAAAUGUACAAUCAGACUAUGGGAAACUACUUCACGAAUCAACAGCAGCAGCAGAUGAUGAUUAUGCAGCAACAGUACCAACAGGAACUUUAUUUCCAACAGCAACAACAGCUAUCACAAAUGUAUUACCAAAAUUUACCUCAAAUGAAAGACCAGCAAACUCAGCUAAUGCAGCAGCAGCAGAUGAUGUAUUAUCAACAAAACUAUCAGCAAUAUAUGCAAAUCCAACAGCAACAGCAACAGCAACAGCAGUAUGGGUAUCAACAAGGAUAUCCGCAAGCUCAACUAGAGGCACAACAAGGAUAUUCGCAAGCUCAACUAGAGACACAUCAACAAGGAUAUUCACAAGCUCAACUAGAGGCACAUCAACAAGGAUAUCCACGAUCUCAAAAUCAGAUUGAUACUUCUUCUCAAGUUCAAGCCUGGAACUAUGGCUAUUAUAUGCAGCAAGGGGAAGGAGUUUUACCAGAGCAGAGUAUGCCUACUACUACAACUGCAACUGGUUCAGUUGAAUCUUCAAUGCCCCAAGAGAAAUCCCCUCAAGCGGCAACACUGUUGCGUUAUAACCAAACCUUAUCAGCGUCGCCAAAUCAAUAUCAAACACCUCCCCGAAAUGUUUGAUUCUUCUGGCAGAAAAAAGAGUGAUUAUCAUUCUAAUGUGGACUUGUGAAUUCGCCUCAAAUUGUCUUCUAUUUGCUUAGACAAACUGGAUGAUAUAAUCAUUCUUAAAACAAUUGUUGUUGAAGAUAUUGAUUCUUAGUUGAAAUGAAAGAUGUUUUAGUUU